This is a messenger RNA of Hippocampus comes (tiger tail seahorse), 1480 nucleotides long. RefSeq names its product guanine nucleotide binding protein (G protein), gamma 3 (gene gng3). Gene Ontology annotation, cellular component: heterotrimeric G-protein complex. Bases 144 to 371 code for a protein of 75 amino acids. The record is from RefSeq and is a predicted model, not a curated record. Gene Ontology annotation, molecular function: G-protein beta-subunit binding. The transcript has 3 exons. Lineage: Eukaryota; Metazoa; Chordata; Actinopteri; Syngnathiformes; Syngnathidae. Gene Ontology annotation, biological process: G protein-coupled receptor signaling pathway.
UCCUGCUACAUUGACAGCACACACACACACACACACACGCGCGUACACACACACAAUCUGACAGAGGGCCAUAGAGACCCACAAAACGGGAGACAAGAGGGUGGGGGGGAAGAGAUUGCACCUGAAGAGGAAUAUCAUACGGAAUGAAAGGAGACACCCCAGUCAACAGCACCAUGAGUGUCGGCCAGGCAAGGAAGCUGGUUGAGCAAUUGAAGAUCGAGGCUAGUUUCUGCAGGAUAAAGGUAUCCAAGGCGGCCGCUGACCUGAUGGCGUACUGCGACGCCCACGCUUGCGACGACCCCCUGAUCACACCCGUGCCCACUUCGGAGAACCCUUUCAGGGAGAAGAAAUUCUUUUGCGCUCUGCUUUGAGCUCAAUCAGGGCUUGUUUCAAAAAAAGUACAAAUGGAGAGUACAUGUGUACCACCGACUACGGUACUUGCAUAUGGUGCCUGUGUACAGUACACAGUCCAGCACAAAAGGAACUACAUCGUUUAAAUGAUUAUGAGUAAGAGCCAUCAGUGAAAGUUGCCAGGUCGAAAGAAAAAUAAACAUAUUUAAAAAACUGUCAUCCACUAGAAAACAUAUCAUUUAUAAAAAUGUCAAUUUCACUUUGGAUCAACAAUACCUCAGAGGAUACAUUCAUGUGGAAGCAUUAUAAAUGUUUAUCUGGGACGUUAGUCAGACAGACUUUUAAGAAUGGCUAUUGGUUCUUUAAAGACAUUAGUGAGCUGUAAUCAGGUCAAAAGAGGAUUCGGAUCACGUGUGUGUCUGUUUGCUGCUAACCAAUAUGUGGUAUAGCGCAAAAGGUCAACUGAUUUAUAUAAACACCGGAGUCACCAAAAACAUUCAAACGUGCAUCCAGACACCAUCGCCACUACAUUAGGUACACCCACACAAACUAAUGAGCCAUACACUAUAAUCCUAAAUUGCUAACAUUAUAAACCAUUUUCUGCAUAUGCCUGAAUUUGUUAAUCGAUGUUCACGGUCCACGUUUCCCUCUGUUUUUGCUUUUGUCAGUGUUUAUUGUUGUGGCUGUAAGUUGUAGCUAUGUCACAGUCAGUGGAUCAUAAUGAAGCCCGUUGCAAUAUUUUGCCGCGCCAAUAUAGCGCAACUGUCUUUUGAUACAGCUCCUGUGUUACAUCUGAUCAUUUUCUGUAGGUGUGCCUCAUAAAAUGGAUCAUGAGGGUAAAUAUACAUUCAGAAUGUUAAAACUAAAUACGGUAGAGCAGUUACAAUCUAGGUGCUGUGUCAUUCCCAUCCUUCAACAGCUUCACCAAGAAAACAUCUUAUAACUUGUUCGGAUUAUUUUAAAAAGGCAAGAAUGACACAUCUGACCCUUCACUGUUAUUUUGGCGUCAUUAUUUUUGGAAUCCUUGUGCGAAUAUUUUCAACAUUUUGUAUGACAGUGGCAACGUUUGACAGGAAAAUCAUCACCAAAGAACAUGAAGCGCUGAAAUAAAACCUGUAGUGAAACAGCA